Messenger RNA from Anneissia japonica, 4355 nucleotides. RefSeq names its product nuclear receptor subfamily 5 group A member 2-like. Gene Ontology annotation, cellular component: RNA polymerase II transcription regulator complex. NCBI's taxonomy places the organism in Eukaryota, Metazoa, Echinodermata, Crinoidea, Comatulida, Comatulidae. Bases 990 to 2426 code for a protein of 478 amino acids. The record is from RefSeq and is a predicted model, not a curated record. Gene Ontology annotation, biological process: regulation of transcription by RNA polymerase II; tissue development; hormone-mediated signaling pathway. Gene Ontology annotation, molecular function: zinc ion binding; RNA polymerase II cis-regulatory region sequence-specific DNA binding; nuclear receptor activity. The transcript has 5 exons.
UAUCCAUCGUCAUGAUAUUGUAACCUCACUCAUUAACCUAGCAGUCAGAUUUUUCCGUAUACAUUAUGCGCGUAACCUUAAUUAAUAUUAAGUUGUCACUAACACAUUGUGUCCAUUUCAUAUAGUGUUGAUAUAUAAUUGUAUAGGCCUAUGUUAAAUACAAUUUUAAAAAUAAUAAAAAAAUUACUGUCGGCCAAAAUUUUAAGGAGUUUUUUUCAUUAUUUUUAUGCAAAUAUGAAAUACUCGGAUUUGUAAUAUUAGGAGUGCUUUAAAAUAAAUAAAUCCCCGGCGAAAUUACGUAACAUUUUUGUAAAAUGCUUUUUAAAAAGCCGCAAACUAGCAUAGCGAGUAAAAAUAAGGUACAGGUACACAUGUAAGUGAAACUCGUUGUAUUUUCAUCUUAUGUAAUUAUUUAAAAAGUUUUUAAGUCAUUGCACUCUAAAAUAUUAUAAACUAGUGCCAGUGAACUGCAAACUAUCACGUGGGUUUGUAUUUACAUUUAGGGUUCAUACUCGGAAGGCAUUCCUUCCCGAGCUAUAUUGAUGCACAACUGCUAAACUGUCGCCGUAUGCAUUAGUCAUCUCGCCUCUCACUGGCCAAUGUCGUAUUAUAACAAAGACAAUCAUUCAAGCGAAUGUCCAAUCAGAUCGCGUUUCACAUAGCUAUCUUGGUCAGAAGAGAACGUGACUAAGAAUCUCAUUAAUAUGUAUUAUUAUUAAUAUAUUAUUGCACAUGCGCAAAGGCUUGUAUUUAUCACGUUCGGUUUGCCACGAUUCGUGGUGCUGUUAUCAAUCUGUCUCUUUUCAACAUCACCAUACAUACUUGCAAUACAUGUUACGUGUUAAAUACUAGCCAACAUACAAUAGUCGUGCAAAUAUUAGGUUAUUAAACAACUUCGUAUUUGGACGUUUUAUUGGGACGCAACAAUCUUGGAAGAUAUUUUAACGCUGUUUUAGCUCGCUUUUAAGUGCACUGAAAUUAUUUUCGCGAUGACAAGCGAAGUGGAGUUUCAAGAACCUCGUGACUCGGGAAACUCUUCCCCGCCGGGUCAAGCACCAACAUUAGGGAUGGACUUCAAUUUCGAGCAAAACAACGUAAAGGUGGAGUUCGAAGAUGAGCAGUGUCCUGUUUGUGGGGAUAAGGUAUCGGGUUAUCACUAUGGACUUCUGACCUGUGAAAGUUGUAAAGGGUUCUUCAAGAGAACAGUGCAGAAUAAGAAAGUGUAUACAUGUAUUGAGAAUAGGAAUUGUGCAAUUGAUAAAACCCAGCGAAAAAGAUGCCCUUAUUGCAGAUUUCAGAAGUGUCUCAAAGUUGGCAUGAAAUUAGAAGCUGUUAGACCAGAUAGAAUGCGUGGUGGACGAAAUAAAUUUGGCCCGAUGUACAAGAGAGAUCGUGCGCAGAAACAGCAAAUGAAAAAUAAGAUCCUUGCAACAAGGCAAGUUGUUGGGCCUGACAUUUCUAUGGCAUUGAAGAACAUCCACGCAGCAGCAUCCACUAGUUUACCUCUUUACCCGCCCCAAGCUGUAGUCAUCCGAGAUCCUCGCAAGCCUACGCUUAUGAACAUUCCACAGCCUAUUGCCUCAACCCCAAACGGCUAUAUGAAUGGACAAAUGCAACCUCUAAAUUACACAACAAAUUCCCAUUUACCGCCGACAUCUUGCAACUCACCAACGACGAGCAGCAGUCCUUUAGACGUGAAACCAGAACCGGACAAUACACCCAAGCUAAUUACAGAACUAUUGAAGAGUGAAACAGACCCUGCCCAACUUCAAAGUAAAGUUGCCAGUUUCAUGCAGUCACAAAUGGGAAUGACAGCCCCCGGGGACAUCUUUGGUAUGACGUGCAAGCUAGCAGACCAAACACUCUUUGCAUUCGUUGACUGGGCAAGAAAUAGCAUCUUUUUCAGGGAGCUUAAGGUUGAAGACCAAAUGAAGUUAUUACAGAACGCGUGGAGUGAGCUCUUAAUUUUCGACCACAUGUAUAGGCAAGUGCAUUACAACGGAGAUGGCAUUCUUCUUGUUACUGGUCAGACGAUCGACCCGAAAACUUUGCCAGCUCUUCCCGCAGGAAUGGAGAACGUAGCUGAAAGGAUAUCCAGGGUGAUCAUGAGAAUGCAGGAGUUAAAGAUCGAUUACAAAGAGUUCGUCUGCAUGAAGUUUAUGGUUCUAUUAAAUUCAGAUGUAAAUUCGCUGCAGGACAAGCACAUGGUAGACAGUUACCAAGAUCAAAUCAGUUCAACUCUUCUAGACUACACUACAUCUAAUUAUUCAGGUAUCCAUGACAAAUUUAGUCACCUCUUGCGUAUCCUUCCAGAAAUCCGUCACAUAGCAACGCGGGCGGAGGACUUCCUUUACUGUAAGCAUCUUAGUGGAGAGGUUCCUUUCAAUAGUCUCUUGAUGGAGAUGCUUCAUAGUAAACGAAAGUGAACGGGAUUAUAUCGGUUGAUUACAUCUAAUAAACACUGGAUCAUCUCGAAUUUUGGUAGCAGCCAUUGGAGCAAUCUGGCGCCACCUAGAGACGAUAGCUAUGUAGAGGAGUGGUUCACUUACGGGUGGGGAUAGAAUUCGAUUGGAGUGCUCUGCCACAAACGCCUCUCGACCGUAAGCUAAGGAGUCAUGUGGAUCAGCGACAGUAUUUUCGGCUAAGUGGUGGGGCUAUGUGGAUCAGCGAGAUUAUUUUAGGCUAAGAUGUCGGCUAGCCUAAUCUUUUUUUAACAAUGAGAUUAACUUCUCUGAUGUGUAGUACUAUGUUGGUGCUUGCCAUACUUGGAGGAAAUGUGCAGAUGAAGAAACAAAACUAUAAGAUUUAUGUUGCAGCACGUGAAACGUGUGUGUGUGCGUGUAAAUUACUGUACAAGGAAUACUGGUAGUCACCAGUUCAAACUCAAGCAAAAACAGAUUACUAACAUAAGAUUAAAAGUAUGAUAAGUAGAGUCUGCAGCUUUGUGGAUGGUAUUUUGUCCCUAGUUCUUGUCUGGUUUAGAGGUGGUUUAUCCAGAGUUCCUAUCAGGGAUCUCAGACGAUGGGUUACCUCUAGUCCCUAUCAAGACUAGCAGAUAGCAAGUUUGUUCAACCCAUGUUGAGGCCAGGUGACGAUAGGUUGACUCUAGUCCCUGUAAGAGGAGAAUAUUAAAUUCUCAAAACCAAAGAUACGAACCAAAGGUUGAUUAACAUUUGUGUUCGCUGUGUAACACUUUAAAAUUGAAGAGGUUUAAACUUUGUACAUGCAUUGUGUGUGAAUAGCUUCAGUUAUCUUGUCUUUUAUUAAUCGAAUUUAUUGUCUCGUAUACAAGUCUCUUCAAAGUUUUCUUGUGGUUUGUAUCGACGUUAUUAAUUUAACGGUUCUCGAAAAAAAAAUGGCGUACAACUAUAUCAACAUCAGUUAGUAUAUUGGUCGUUGAUAUUCUUUAACUAAUCUGUACAUUUCUCUUCCCCCGUUAAUUUCCUACCAUCUAUAGAAAUAUCGAUAAAGUAAUAACGUCACAAAAUUUACGGAAUCCACAGAAACUGUUUAUGAUUCAUAUUUUUUCAUAUUCCAGAUGAGAUACUGUGCAAUAUAUAACACAUAUCACUCAAAUUAUUACCGUAACGAAAUUUAAUAAUUGUUUGAUCUCCCUAGUAUUACUUUGCAGUGUGACACAGGUAACAUAUCAUUGAGUGAGACCUACUUAAUUCAUGUUCGGAUAAAUAGUUUAAAUCAACAGGGUAGCCAUUUCAUAUGACGUUUCAGUUUUUAUUUCUUUUAAUAGAUGAUGCAAAAACUAAUGAUAUCUAUUUAUAUAUUCUGGAAGAUGAAACCUAACAUUUCCAGUACCAAAAUUAUAUUUCUUCGAGGAACAAAGAAGGAGUCCUGCUCACUAUGUUUACUCAAAUUGUAUAAUUUGGUACCCAAGUGCUUGUUUUUAUUUUCUAUUGCUAAACCGCCAUUCAUAGACAUCUUAACGUUAAUUUUGACUAUAACAUUAUCAAUUUUGUAUUGAUUAUGUUAGUAUUUUUUUUUAAUAAGAUGACUGUUUAAACUUAAAGGAGCGUAUUCCACAAAGACAAAGCUUUGUUUUAACUUUCAAAGCGUUUCCGUAGUUUCCAAUGGUUCGAAGCUCUUUCUACGAUAAAGACAAAUUGGCUGGUUGGCUAAUUUUGGUUCAAACCAUAGUGAUAUAGAUUUGUAUCGUUAAGGGUUAGUAUUAGAUAACAAAUCACUGUAUAUAGAUAUGGUUUUCGGAAAGCCAAUAUAAAAAAUAUUUUAAGUUUUGUUAGUGUCUCCUGCCAUCCUGGCUUUAAGCGUAAGAUCGAAAACUUGUACAGUUAUGUGAAUAUUCACCGCACCGUUUAAUAAAUAAUACUGUGAAAUAAUCA